UAAGCCUAACACUUUCCAUGUUACUUAAUUUAAUGAAGUGUCAGAAAGUAAAGCACUGUUCUAGCCAUAGAAACAAACCAAAAGAAAUAGGGUUGUCAUAGUAUUGAGUCCACAGGCCAAUCGUUUUUUUAUGUUCCUUUGUCCCACUAUAGGGGCCAGUAAUGAGCCUGCCGCGUGGAUGUAAAGCAUUAAAUAAAGCUAAGCUAAUGGCUAAGAAUAAAUGUAGGGAACCUCUUGAAGGUGCAUGAUACGGAAUAUACGGUCAUGUAUGAAGGAAACGAGAUUAAUACCGAAAGACUUUUCUCUUUUUUUGUCAGAUUACCUCCUGUUUAAACCUCCAUUCCGCUUGGCGGCGCUAAUGAAUAUACACCUUUGUCAGCCAACGGCCGAACAACCCAGAAGAAGAGGAGAAACAUGGCGGCUCAGGAAGGCAUGUCAGCACCGGCUCCUGGCCACCGUGUCUUCCCUGCUUUCCCUCCGGUGGCUCUGUCCGCCGAGGCCGCCCCGUUCACUCCCAUGGCGGGGGACGGCUGGCGGCCCGACUCGUCACCGGAGGCCGAGAAACAGUUUUCCCGCUGCGCCGCAAAACUCCGAGCCCUGCGGGCAGACUCAGGCCAGCUGAGAGAGGAGCUCAACCUGCUGUUUGACCAGCUGCUGUCCGAAAACUACAACAAAACCGUCGACCCCAGCAUCAACAUCCAGCCAGAGGAUGUGUGCAGUCUGCUGAGACAUGUCAGCUCUCUUGUGCCGCUGACUCAAGAACAUUUAGUCAUCAAACUCUGCCAGCUAGUACACCGUCUACUCAAUCAACUAAAGGUAAUCAUGGACCAACAGACACUGGAUGUGUUGGUGACUUAUACUGCCAGUGCAUUGAAAGUAUGUAGUACAUGGACACACUCAGAUGUCCUCCUGGCACUCUCCACAGCAGUGUAUGGGAACGGAGCACAGUGUCACCGGCACCUCGGUGACUUACUGGGUGAAGAUGGAGUCCUUCUGCAGUAUAGCUCUCUAUCUCAGCCAAAUAUGGAGUUGCGCCGUGUUGCUCUUACCUGUAUGACCAACAUCUGUCUCAGGAUCCCUGGUCAGCCGCCUUUGGAUGAUCAGUACAGAAGUCUAUGCUUCAGAGUCUUCCUGAAAACGCUGCAUUCACCCAAACCUCCCAACACUGACGAGCUCUUCUACUGCCUGGUGGUCCAAGCAGCACUGAAGGGACUGCAGUGUUGUCUCUCAGGUGGGAAGUGGAAAUUUGGCGGAGGGGAGGAGCUCGGGUCCGUACUGGCCGUGCUUAAGAGGCUAAUGUUCCAGGGAGCUCCAGGUUUGAGUGUCGACUGGCCGGCUGUGCUUUACCCAGCACCUCUUCCACAGUAUGAGGGUCUCUCUGCAGCAAAACCUGCGGAACCACCAAAAUCUUCAGAACCACCGAAGGAUACCGCUGUGUCAGGAAAGUCCUCAGGGAAUAAAAAGAAGAAAUCCAAAGGAAAAGGGAAGAAGACGAAAACUGAGGAGAGCAGAGGGGAUGAUGGAGAGGAAGAAGACAGAGAGACAGUGCCUGCACUUCAGAGAGGAGGGGUGAGAGAGGGAGAGACUUCGACCAAAAUAUCUGCCUCGUUUCUCUACCCAUCCUGGAAGCGAAACAGUUCAGACUCUGAGUUUUCUGACCCAGAAGGCAACGCACAGAGCAAAUUAAGACUUAACCAUGCACGUGUGCGUCAGGGAGCACUGCACUGUCUGUUGGCGGUGGUGAAAGCUGUAGAGAGGAGGACUCUGUACGGCUACUGGUCCUCCUUCAUCCCUGACUCGCCUGUUGGGGGACCACCACCUCUUACUCUCCUCACAAUUGUACUGAAGGACCCUUCGCCAAAGGUGCGGUUGUGUGCGCUUCAGGUGUUGUGUGCCAUGCUGGAUGGCUCCCGUCAGUUCCUGGCCAUGGCCGAAGAUACAGCGUCUCCUCGAACAUCUUAUACCCCGUUCUCCUUUACGCUGGCUACUGCCGUCAGGGAGCUUCAUCGGUCUCUUAGUCUGGCUCUGCUGGCUGAGACUUCCCCUCAAACACUCACGCAGGUCAUAAAGUGUCUGGCCUACCUGGUGGCUAAUGCUCCCUAUCAUCGUCUCAGACCUGGUCUACUCACCCAGCUCUGGAAGCACAUUCGUCCUUAUGUGCGCCACAGAGAUGUGAAUGUGCGUGUGUCGGUGAUGACAUUUUACGGGGCUCUGGUGACAACUCAGGCUCCUCUCCCUGAGGUGCAGCUUCUCCUCCGACAGCCGGACGACAGCGGCAGCAGCAGCACCCCGCAGGACUCAGGUCUCAGCUGGAGACAAAGAGACGGGAUGUCCUCGCCCUCUCGUACACCGUCCCAGCGGAGCUCGUGCACGCAGUCCCCUCGUGUUCCUCGCACGCCACAGGAGGGGGACGGCGGCCAGAUGUGGCUGCUGCAGCUGUGUGUGUCGCUGGUGACUCAGCCCAGAGAAGACCAAUCAGACAGCGAGGGAGCAGGAGGAGGCACUGCUUUAGAGCCCUCUCCUGUUCGACUAGAAGCUCUACAGGUCCUGUCCCACCUGGUGCGUGGCUACUUCUCUCUAACCAAAGUAUAUCUGUGCGAGAUUGGCCAGGUGAGCGCUCGCUGCCUUGGGGAGAGCGACCCCUCCCUACAGCUGCAUGGAGCAAAGUUACUAGAGGAGUUUGGUACAGGAAUAAUCCAGCAGUACAGAGCAGAAAACAAUGUGCCGGAGACCUCAAGGGUCCCCUUAAAACAAGUGGUACAGUUUUGGUCAGAAGUGUUGAGCGGCCCGCUGAACGGAGCGCUGCAGAACGAACAACAUCCCACACUGCAGGCGAGCGCCUGCGACACACUUUCCUCCAUCCUGCCACAAGCUUUUGCACAGCUACCUGACAAGACCCAGAUGAUGUGCAUCACCGUGCUGCUGGGGCUGACCUACAUUGAAAACUAUCUGGUGAAGACGGCAGCCGUCAGAGCUUUGGGAAUCUACGUACUGUUCCCGUGUUUGAGAGAGGAUGUCAUGUUUGUGGCCGAUACUGCAAAUACUGUCCUCGCUGCCCUUGAUGAUCGAUCUACAAAUGUUCGUGCCAAGGCUGCCUGGUCCCUCGGAAACCUCACAGACACACUUAUUGUUAAUAUGGAGAAUAUAGGUGUGGACUUCCAAGAGGAGUUUUCAGACAUGCUGCUGCUCAAGAUGCUGCAGGCAGCCACCCGAGCUGCGGCCGACAAAGACAGGGUAAAGUCUAACGCAGUGCGAGCGCUCGGAAAUCUGCUUCAUUUCCUGCGUGAGAGUCAGAUGACCCGGUCUGCGUUCCAGCGCCCACUGGAAGAUGCAGUUCGUGCUUUGGUUAAAACUGUGCAAUCAGAGGCCACGAUGAAGGUCAGGUGGAACGCCUGUUAUGCCUUGGGAAAUGCUUUCAGAAACCCCGCCUUGCCACUUGAUUCAGCCCCGUGGUCUCACGACGCCUUCGCUGCCCUCUGCCAUGUUGUUACCUCCUGUAAGAACUUUAAAGUGCGGAUCAAAUCUGCCGCUGCCCUGGCUGUUCCUGCCCAUCGCGGCUGCUAUGGGGACACAAAGCGGUUCAGCUGCGUGUGGCAGUCGCUGGCGACGGCGCUCGAGAACAGCGAAGAUACAAACGACUUCUUGGAGUACCGCUACAGCGCCAGCCUGCGACACACACUCUCACAUGCUCUCCUACAUCUGCUCAGCGUCAGCCAGUUGCAGGACAUGACCGCCCUCAGGGAAUCGCUGGACGGUGAGGAGGGGAGCAGCAUCAGAGAGCAUUUGAUCAAGUGUCUUAGAGCAGAAGAAGGAGCUGGAGGAGGAGGUGAAGAGGCUGAGGGAGAGAAAGAUGCAGGAGGGGACAGUUGUCACUCACAGCAGAGGAUUGGAGGUCUGCAGCAGACUUUGAUUAGACUGAAGGGGUUAAAGGCUGACGGGGAGGAGGAGAGAAGUAAGGAGAUGGUGGUUCUUUUCCUGGAGGAUUUACUAAAGACUUGUGAAGAGACUUGAAAUAUCAUAUAUAUAUAUAUAUAUAUAUAUAUAUAUAUUUUUUUUUUUUUUUUUUUUUUUUUUUUUUCAGCAUUUUGCUACAGAGAUUAUCACAUUUCAUAGAAGUGUAUAUAGUGUAUAGUACUUUGUCUUAUGUUGAAGACAAAAAUAUGAACCACAAGAGUCACUAUCCAACAGGAAAAUCCUCCAGUUCAACUCGCUCAUGAAAUCUAUCAUCUUGUCUACCAUGCAAUACCAUCAGGGGGAGUCUCAAAUUUAUUCUGAAAAAUGACAUUGAAUAAAACAUGAACCCAGAGUCAUAA
Molecule: messenger RNA, 4313 nt
Organism: Amphiprion ocellaris (clown anemonefish)
Lineage: Eukaryota; Metazoa; Chordata; Actinopteri; Pomacentridae
Gene: heatr6
Product: HEAT repeat containing 6
Exons: 20
Coding region: 415-4011 (1198 amino acids)
Source: RefSeq, a predicted model, not a curated record